This is a messenger RNA of Lymnaea stagnalis (great pond snail), 4850 nucleotides long. Lineage: Eukaryota; Metazoa; Mollusca; Gastropoda; Lymnaeidae. The record is from the annotation of a GenBank genome assembly.
AUGUCGAACUUGACAUUGCCUUCUUCAGCUAUUUCUCUCCGGAACGAUUGCAGUAAGAAAUAUCUAGAGAAAAUGGUAAGUUCUUGCUCGUUUGUGUUUGUAAAAAUAGUUGAGGGGAUAUGAAAUUGACAACUGUCAUGGACAACUGUCAUGGACAACUGUCAUGGACAACUGUCAUGGACAACUGUCAUGGACAACUGUCAUGGACAAUUGACCAUUUAAAAAGCAAUGUCAAAUACUUGUACGUAUUUAAUUUGGAACUUUGAGAUGAGAGCGUUUGAAAUUUUAAACACUUGUUAUCAAAUCGUAUUGGAAACUUUAAGCUCCGCGUCUGUGGGACUGCUACAAGAGAGCUUUAAGCUCCACUUCUCUGUGGCUGCUACAAGAGUGCUUUAUUUAAGCUCCAGGUCUCUGUGACUGCUACAAGAGAGCUAUAAGCUCCACGUCACUGUGACUGCUACAAGUGAGCUUUAAGCUCCGCGUCUUUGUGACUUCUACCAGAGAACUUACAUUAAUAUUCUUACUUUUAUUUAAAUAGAUUUUUAUUCAUCAUACCACUUAUCAUUUAAACUGUUUGUUACCUAGCAGUAAGCUUAUAAACAAUGUUAUAGUUACUGAUAUCUUACAGUAAGCUGAGCUACAAUAUUAUAUUAGUGAUAUCUUGCAGUAGGCCGAUACAAAUGUUAUGGUUACUGAUUAUUUACAGCUAGCUAAUAAACAAUGUUAUGGUUACUGAUAUCUUCCACCUAGCUGAUAAUCAAUGUUAUUGUUACUGAUAUAUUGGAGUAAGCUGCUUCUUGCGCACAGACGAAAUAAAUUCAACUUGGAAUCUUGACAAAAGUUUGAUUUCAUAAAUAAAUGAAACUAGUUGUAGCCCGCCAAACAUUGGCGGUAGCAGUGCGUGAACUUCCCAUCUACUAAAGUUACUUGACAAAACGAGAACUCAAGUUUCGCACAUUUGAGAAUGCGAAUGUUGCUUCACCCCUUCCCCCACCCCCCUUUUUCAUGAGACGUCACUGCACACUUUUUAUUUCAAUCCGACCCGCGGAUUAGCAUAUGCCGCGAGCUGGCUGGAAAGCGAGGGUGGUGCAGGAGGGGGCGGCGGUAGCUCGACCACAGUGCGCAUAUCUCGAGACCAACGAUGGGCAGGCAAAGGAAGGGAGGGGAUGAUUUGCAUGCGUCUUGCUUGCUCUGGCGUAUCUAUAUAUAGCCUGCGUGGUCGUCUUGGUCUUGUUGUGCCGUAGUUUCUGGCGAAUUAUAUAUAUAUAGAUGAAUGCAUUCGCCCACAAUUUACCUUAAUUGCCGUGGGAUCAACGCUUGGUUUAUUGUAGCCCAUAAUAUUAUUGGCAACAAAAACCAGUGAAAAGAUAUUCUUAAAUACUUUGCGAAGCCCUUAAACUCAAUGCCCCAAAGAUUUACACUUUCAAACAUUCAAAUGGAGGCGAAGAAAUAGAAAACAUUAAUGUAAAAUAAAUAUACAAAUUAUUGCAAGAAAAAGGACAUUAUAGAGAAACGAAUGACCGUAUUGAUCGGCGGAUAAAACGCACUUUUUCUCCCUGAAAAGAGAGGGCAAAUGAUGUGUGUGUGUCAUACGCCGAUAUAAUGGUAAGGACCCAUUAGUACAUUACCACAUAGCAACGCGAAUGGUGAGUGUUAUACGCCGAUAAAUACGGUAUUUUUCUACGUAGUAAAAUAUGGAAUGUGAACUCUUGAAUCAAAAUACAGGGCUCUAAGGGAAUAACGUUUCGGCCAAGAGCCAGCCAAGCCGACGGGACAGAGGAAAAAAAAACACCUCAAGAAAGAGGCACACGUUUUUGAAAGAUUUCGACUAGAUGAGACAUGAAAUUUUUAUUGUUAUCAUCAUUUUAUGCAACAUACUCUCAGAAAUCAACGGGCUAAAAACUAUUGCAAAUAUGAAUUCGUUCGGACGCUUCCUCCAUACCAAGUUAAAGUAACUUUAUUGAGGUAAUUUAUUUCUGUUUCCUGAAAGGAAAUAUGAAAAAGUUUAAUCUAUAUCUCUAUUAUAGAUAUUCAUUACAAGAUUAUUUUUUUUGGGACAAAUCUAACGGAGUUAAAAGAUGGAUAAUUGAUAGCACUACGCUAAAAACAACUCAUAACGUCACUAAUCUCUGGUAGAAAGAGGUCUUCGCCGAAUGCAGGUGACUUUCCAGAUUCAGACACUCACGUCGCAAUAAAAAAAAAAUGCAUGCUAAUCAUUGCUGUUUUCAUUAGAGAAAACAGACAGACAAACAAACCAACAUAACUAAGAAGUCUUUAACGUAUUCAAGCAUUUAAUUUAAUACUCUAAAAUACCGUUUGCUCACGGCACCGAGCAACAACGUAAUUUGUUGGCGACAGCAGCUGGUAAUUCUUUUUGAAUGUUACAACAAAGGCUCGCCAUUUUCUCUUACCGUCUUGCGCGUAGGUGCAAAUAUAUUACCUCUAUCUUAUAUCUAUCAGUGGCAUUUAAUUUGAUUCUGACAGGUAAACAGUAGAAUAUCUUUCUUAUUUUUUAAAAAUUAUAUACAUGCGUAUGCCUGCUAAUUAGUCCAGCCCCCCCCCCCGGUCCGCUCUAAACCUUCCCUAGCCACUCAACCCCCAUUAGCUAUCUUACCGCCCCCCCCCCCCUUCCUCGAAUUGUCCACUUAGGAAUAGCUGGUUUGCAACAAAUUACCAUUUAUGAUAAUAAAUGUAUCCACGUUUCACGGGAUAUAAAGCUGUUUUGUUCAUCGACUUCAGAUACCUCUGUAAUGUACAAAUGGAAUUCAAUAAUUUGUAAAUGUUAGUAUUUUUAUAAAAGAAAAUAGUAAAGGGGGGUGUCUUGUUCGAAGAUUGACGUCAUUUACUUGAAAUUAAUUGAUGAAACAUUGAGAUAUUUUUAUCUUCAAAUGAUAGAAAAAUAAAUUUUAUUUAUUGACAGAUGAGCGCAUCGUUUGUUUUCAUCUUGGUGUUUGUAACAUGGUCUGCAGGGAUGCCAGUAAAUAAUGAAGGUAACUUACUAACGUCUUUCUAAUGUGUUCCUUUCAAAAACAGUGAGCACAGUGAGAAAACAGUGCGUACAGUGAGCAAACUGUGCGUACAGGGAGAACUCAGUGCGUACAGUGAGAACACAGUGCGUACAAAGAGAACACAGUGCGUACAGGGAGAACACAGUGCGUACAGUGAGAAUACAGUGCGUACAGUGAGAACACAGUGCGUACAGUGAGAACACAGUGCAUAGAGGGAGCACACAGUGCGUACAGUGAGAACACAGUGCGUACAAUGAUAACACAGUGCGUACAAUGAGAACACAGUGCGUACAGUGAGAAGGAAAUCGAAGCUUUCCACCUUCUUUCUAAGCUUUAUUUCAGACAUUAAUAAAAAGCCGUUCGUACGGAAGGAAGGGUGUGGGGGGGGGGGGGGGGGGGGGAGGUUUGACGUCGCUAUGCCGGCACAGCGCUCUUUGGUUGGAACUUGUAACAACAGACUUGGAACAAAUGACUUUUAAAAACAGACUAAUCACAACAUCACAGAUUUUUAAAAUAGACUGCUCACAGCAGACUGGUAACAGCAUACUUGUAACAACUGACUUUUAAAAACACACUUUUAAAAACAGACUUGUAACAAUAAACUUGUAACAAAAGACUUGUAAUAAUAGACGUGUAACAAUAGCUCUCACUGAAACUUUUAAACUUACACAAUUUUUAAGCGUACGAAUAUGUUAAAAAAAGUUCUGAUAACUUAACAGUCGAAUUUUGCAUGAGACUUAAAGAAACAAUAUUAUAUGCAAAUUAUAUAAUAACAUUUUUUAAUAAGUAGCUCUACAAACAAACCCAUAAAUAUUUGACAUUUGACGUCAUUUGUACAAGUCUGAUCAAGGAAAUUCAACGUGACGUAUUAGUUUGUAUUUAAAACAAUCAAAUUUUACGUAAGAUUUUCUGCCUAGACAUGUAACAUGUAGGUCAACGUUUGUUCAGACCUGUUAAAAAUCAAUUGAAACACAAUCAUAACAACCCCCCAAAACUAUUCGGUUUGUAUUACUUGUAGUUUUAUGACAGAUUUCUGCUAUUACUAAAUAUAAACACCUUUACUUUCAGACACUAACAAGGAAAGGAACUUCACUCGCAGAUUCAAGGAGAUUAAAUUGAAAAGGUCACCAUUUGUUGGUUUACCAGUAGACAGGCCUAGAGUGAGUCUCGAUUUACCAGUAGAUUGGUCUGACUUUCGACGUGGAGGUUUAACAAAAGCGGGGCUUGGAGCUGUAUUCCAAAGAUUGCCAGUUAGUGGAUUUAAAGGUUUAAACAAUGGUGGACUCGUUGAUGCACUUAAGAUUUCACCAGCAAUUGGUGCUGUAGGAACACUUAGCAGUUUAUCAGACGGUGGGCUUGGAGAAUCUCUUAAAAGAUUACCAGCAGUAGGACUUGAAAUCUCACCAGUAAAUCAGAUUGUAGAAACACUUGAAAAUCUAUCAGAAGGUGGACUUGGAGAAACAUUUGAAAAUCUAUCAGAAGUUGGACUUGUAGAAACACUUGAAAAUCUAUCAGAAGGUGGACUUGUAGAAACACUUGAAAAUCUAUCAGAAGGUGGACUUGUAGAAAAAAUUGAAAAUCUAUCAGAAGGUGGACUUGUAGAAAAAAUUGAAAAUCUAUCAGAAGGUGGACUUGGAGAAACACUUGAAAAUCUAUCAGAAGGUGGACUUGUAGAAAAAAUUGAAAAUCUAUCAGAAGGUGGACUUGGAGAAACACUUGAAAAUAUAUCAGAAGGUGAACUUGUAGACAAAAUUGAAAAUCUAUCAGAAGGUGGACUUGGAGAAACACUUGAAAAUCUAUCAGAAGGUGGACUUGUAGAAACAAAUGAAAAUCUAUCAGAAG